Cygnus atratus (black swan) is the source of this 2055-nucleotide messenger RNA. RefSeq names its product steroid 5 alpha-reductase 2 (gene SRD5A2). NCBI's taxonomy places the organism in Eukaryota, Metazoa, Chordata, Aves, Anseriformes, Anatidae. Gene Ontology annotation, biological process: steroid biosynthetic process. The record is from RefSeq and is a predicted model, not a curated record. The transcript is spliced from 5 exons. The coding region runs from base 53 to 820 and encodes 255 amino acids. Gene Ontology annotation, cellular component: membrane. Gene Ontology annotation, molecular function: 3-oxo-5-alpha-steroid 4-dehydrogenase activity.
GGCGGCGGCCGCCGGCCGUUCGCAGCGGUGCCCCGCGCCCCCCUCCCCGAGCAUGCACUGCCUGCCCGGGCUGGUGCCGGCGCUCAGCUCGCUGCUGGGCGCCCUGGCGCUGCUGCAGCUCUCGCUGUACCUGCGGGUGCCGUCCCGCUACGGGAAGCACGAGGAGCGGCUGUGCCGGCCGCGGGGCCGGCUGCCGGCUCGCUGCGCCUGGUUCGUGCAGGAGCUGCCCUCCUUCCUGGUGCCCGCGCUGCUGCUGGCGCUGCGCAGCCCGCCCCGCCUCGAGCCGCUCGGCUGCCGCCUCCUCUGCUGCCUCUUCUGCUGGCACUACUUCUACAGGACAUUUAUUUACCCCUUCUUCACUAGAGGCAGACCUUUCCCACUGCAAUUGCUUUUCUUUGGCACGUUAUUCUGUAUCUAUAAUGGCUUCCUCCAGGGGUACUACCUGAUUUACUGCGCUGAAUAUCCAAACGAUUGGUGCACUGACAUCAGAUUUACAUCAGGCCUUCUCUUAUUUCUGCUGGGGAUGGGAAUCAACAUUCACAGUGAUCUCCUGCUGCGCCAGCUGAGGAAACCUGGGGAAGUUACUUACAAGAUUCCUCAAGGGGGCCUGUUCACCUAUGUUUCUGGAGCCAACUACUUUGGAGAAAUUGUGGAGUGGUUUGGUUUUGCCAUCGCAACCUGGUCCCUACCAGCCUUCGCCUUUGCCUUUUUUACUCUUUGCUGCAUUGGGCCACGUGCUUAUCACCAUCACAGGUACUAUCUCAAGACAUUUACGGACUAUCCAAAAUCAAGGAAAGCCUUGAUUCCUUUUGUUUUUUAAUGAUUGAAAUAUGGACACUGUGUUCUGUUUUUAUAGGGCUUUUUUUUUUUCCUAGUAUUAAAGUUAGGUCUGAUUAUAAAUAAUUGUACAAAUGGUAACCUGCGGUUGUAAGAAGCAAGCAGGUCAUUUGGAACUGAAGUUCUUUUUUUAAUUAUGGGAGAAACUGCAGGUAGCUGUGGGCAUAGGGACUUCCCAAGCAAUGCACUUGCUUUUCUGUGGAGUUCUACUUGUGGAAAACGGGUAUGACUCCACUGAAAUCAGAGAGAAAGCACUGGCCAAAAGCUGAUGAAGAAAAGUAGAAACUAAGCCCAUGACUUCAGGUGAAAGUCCUCAGCAGCCACCCCAAUCUGCAGCCCUUCCAGAGCUGCUUCUUCCUGCCCCCAUGCCAUAGCGCAUGCGCCCUCGUGCUGCCAGCACUGCCCUCGGUGUUCCCACAAUUUACACUGCAGCAGGGGUCUCCUUUGUCAAGAAAAUAACUCAGCCCAUUACUUUGCAUCUAAAAGCGAGGUUAGCUCCCAGAGCCACAACGCAAAAAGAGGACACCUGUACCAGCACAAGGCUGGAGCAGGGUGCCAUGGCACAGAGGCACCGUGAAAUAUGUGGAGAUGCAAGCACCUUAAGCUGGCACUCACAAGCAUGUCUGUGUUACUUCCUUAAGCAAUGCCCUCCUCACUGCCAGAUGAUUAAUCUUUAGCCACCGGGAGUUUUUUUUUUUAAAUGUACUUUGUUAAAGCUGUUGCAGCGACAUUAGGACUUUUGUUUCCCCUUUGGCAAAUCCAGAGACCUUUUCAGAAUAAAAACUUUGUCCACUCAAAACCACUCAAUUUUUAGUCAUAAAAAUAACUUGAGAUGGUGAUGUGUGACAAAAAAAUACAACAAAUAAAAAGCUCUGGGUUGAAGAAAAUGUUCUCUGACACUGGCAGUACAUUUUGUCUAAGAGGAACAUUUUCAGAUACUCCUAUUAGGAAAUGAUACAGAGAUAUUGAAUUUCCACAAAGACACAGUAUGUCUUUUCAUAAUUUCAGAAUAUAGUUAGGAAUUUUCCAAAAAAUGUCAAUAGGAACAGAUGUCCCAGAGGAUGCUGAUAGUUUAGUUACUCUUUAAAGCAUAAAAUCCUGCUGAGAAUUAUGCUGAGUAGCUGGAAAGAAAAAGACCAGACCACACAUACUAAACGUAUUACAUACUGCUGGAGUAACCUGAUUGACUGUAUGCAAUUUUCUCCAAAACACAAUAAA